AUGGCAUCCAAUUCAAUCAAGGAGACGGCCAAUAACGCCGCAUCGUCCGCCAAACAAGCCUCUAAGAAUAAGCGGAUCUCAGACCUCCUACACCACCCGUGGACGCGCGCCGCCCUCCCCUUCGUCAAUGGCGGCGUGGCCGGAAUGACCGCGACAGUGGUCAUCCAGCCUGUCGACAUGGUCAAGGUCCGUCUCCAGCUCGCCGGCGAAGGUGCAAAGACCGGCCCUCGCCCAUCAGCUUUCGGCAUUACCCGCGAGAUCAUCACGUCCGGCAAAGUGCUCGAUCUAUAUACGGGUCUCUCCGCCGGCCUUCUUCGCCAGGCUGUCUACACGACUGCCCGACUGGGCUUUUUCGACACCUUCAUGAAGGCUCUGAACGCGAACGCCGAGUCCGCCAACCGCAAGGUCACUUUUGCCGAGCGCGCCGCUGCCGGUCUCUCCGCUGGCGGUAUUGCGGCCAUGAUCGGCAACCCGGCCGACCUGGCCCUGGUCCGGAUGCAAAGCGAUGGCCUCAAGCCCGCUGCCGCGCGCGCGAACUACCGCUCCGUCUUCGAUGCGCUGGUCCGUAUCCCUCGGGCCGAAGGCAUCGGCGCCCUCUGGUCUGGUGCCCUGCCCACCGUCAUCCGUGCGAUGGCCCUGAAUAUGGGCCAGUUGACCUUCUUCGCAGAGUCCAAGGCGCAGCUGAAGCAGCACACGAACCUAUCGGUGCAGAACCAGACUUUUGCGGCGUCGGCGAUCGCGGGCUUCUUCGCGAGUUUCCUGUCGCUGCCGUUCGACUUCAUCAAGACCCGUCUGCAGAAGCAGCAGAAGGAUCCCAAGACCGGCCAGUUGCCGUACAAGGGCGUCUUGGAUUGUGCACGCAAGGUUGUUGCGGAGGAGGGCUGGUUGCGCUUCUAUCGUGGUUUCGGCACGUAUUAUGUGCGAAUCGCCCCUCACGCCAUGGUUACGCUCAUUGUCGCCGAUUAUCUUAACCUCAUCACCAAGUAG
Penicillium chermesinum is the source of this 987-nucleotide messenger RNA. Its product is annotated as putative mitochondrial dicarboxylate carrier protein. Lineage: Eukaryota; Fungi; Ascomycota; Eurotiomycetes; Eurotiales; Aspergillaceae. Bases 1 to 987 code for a protein of 328 amino acids. The transcript is spliced from 2 exons. Gene Ontology annotation, molecular function: oxoglutarate:malate antiporter activity. The record is from RefSeq and is a predicted model, not a curated record. Gene Ontology annotation, biological process: transmembrane transport.